Messenger RNA from Pygoscelis adeliae (Adelie penguin), 3126 nucleotides. RefSeq names its product gap junction protein, alpha 9, 59kDa (gene GJA9). Gene Ontology annotation, cellular component: connexin complex. Gene Ontology annotation, biological process: cell communication. The transcript has a single exon. Lineage: Eukaryota; Metazoa; Chordata; Aves; Sphenisciformes; Spheniscidae. The record is from RefSeq and is a predicted model, not a curated record. Bases 1390 to 2952 code for a protein of 520 amino acids.
UAACUUUUUAUCGGACGCCGCAGAUCUUUAGUUUUACACAUUUUUGUAAAGAAAGGUAUGUUUUAUUUUUAAUUUUCCAUUUAUUUUUAAUUUGUUUAUCUUUAAAAAAUGUCUAACUUGCCUAUUUGUAUACCGAUUUGCAAAAGUAUUUUCAUGUUUAGUAGGCUGCCUUAACAUAAAGGUUCCUCUGCAGUCAUCGGUAUUGCGGCCGUAAGACUGCAACUUCCAUUUGAUUUCUUAACAAUCCUGUUUUACAGGGUGAAAAUGAAUCCCAUUUGAACAGAAAACACUGUGUUAAACCACCUUUUUCCUAAACUCCCCUCAGAUUAAUCUGGUUGUAGUAUAACUGAAUUUUGUUGAAUUGUACUGUACAUACAAUGAAGAGGUAAAUCUACAGACGUACCGGUUAUCCCUGCACAUGAAAUAAUUUUGGUAGUGUAUACAAUAACAUAAACACUGAAAAGGAAUUUUAAAUCUUGUCCACAAUGUAGUAUCCUGUAACGGAGAAAGAAGCAAACAUACAAAAGAAAGGUGAGAUGUGUGAUUACACACAUAUAUUACCAGUUUAUCUGUACUCAGAUGAUAAUCAUUUAGGAAAAUGCUGGUAGAGAAUUUUUGCAUAAAUCAUUUAUUUUUCACAGAAUCGGGGCCAAAGCAACGCUUGACACUUAUGCAGUCUAUUCUGUAUUUCAAAUGCAGGUAUCAUUGAUCAGAGGAAACUGGACCGAUUACGGUGAUUCUACUUAUUUGUUUAUCGUUGACAUCCGCAAACAAAAAGCACUUGUCUGUGCCAAAUUAUAUGCUUAAACAUAUUUUUUAAUUUAACAAUGCAAUUUUAGUGAGAUGUUUUAUUCCCUCUCGAGUUCCUUUGUAUAACCAAUUUUCAGUGCAAAACAGUAAUUGGACAUUCCUGUAACUUCAGCUGUGACCUGGGGCUCAGAACAUCCAAAAAGGAGGACUGGGAAAUAUUCCUCUACCUUCAUAAGUGUCCUAAAUAUAAACAUACUGCUCUCACGCUGCUAUCGGAUGAUGGUUCAAACAGACCACAUAAUGCUCUUAAAAUCCUACUACAGGUCAGGCACCUUAGUUUCCACUGAUUUGAUGCAGACUGAUGGUGCUUAAUACCUCAUAGUGAUGUGCUUAUCAGGAUGUCUUUUACUGAUAAAUUAGACACGGGCGGAUGAUGCACUUCUCUGUCUUGUAGAUGAGAGAGAAUAAUACCUCGAUUAUCAAUGAGCAGUGGGUCGUGUUGCCAUGGUUACAAUGUAACAUACCAUGGUUUUUCCCAGUGUCGUUUUUUUGGUAAUGCGUUAAGGAAGGACUGCAGCUUUUACAAUGUUUGACACUUUUUUCUCUCAUACAUUUUAGUGUUAAGAUGGCAGAGUAACCAUGGGAGACUGGAAUUUCCUUGGAGGCAUUUUAGAGGAGGUCCACAUUCAUUCCACUAUUAUUGGAAAGAUUUGGCUAACGAUCCUCUUCAUAUUUCGAAUGCUUGUCCUCGGAGUAGCAACUGAGGAUGUUUGGAAUGAUGAACAAUCAGAAUUUAUAUGCAAUACCGAGCAACCUGGUUGCAGAAAUGUGUGUUAUGAUGAGGCCUUUCCCAUCUCUCUCAUAAGAUACUGGGUCUUGCAAGUUAUAUUUGUGUCUUCGCCUUCCUUGGUGUAUAUGGGUCAUGCCUUAUACAGACUAAGAGCCUUGGAAAAAGAGAGGCAAAAAAAGAAAGCUCAGAUAAGAGUGGAACUCGAAAGCACUGAAUUAGAAAUGACCGAAAAUCGGAAAAGGCUGGAGAGAGAACUCCGGCAAUUGGAUCAAAGAAAGCUAAACAAAGCACCUCUGAGAGGCUCUUUGCUCUGCACUUACGUGAUACAUAUUUUCACAAGAUCUGCAGUGGAAGUCGGUUUUAUGAUUGGGCAGUAUCUUCUUUAUGGCUUUCAUCUAGAUCCCCUUUAUAAAUGUCAGAGAGAUCCAUGUCCAAACACAGUUGACUGCUUUGUAUCUAGACCAACAGAAAAGACAGUGUUCAUAUUAUUCAUGCAAUCAAUAGCGACUGUAUCGUUGCUUUUAAAUAUCCUAGAAAUUAUCCACCUAGGAUUCCGAAAAAUUAAAAUGGGACUCUGUGGGCAGAAUAAAAACAAGGAUGACCCUGACAAUUUCUACAUAAACAAAUCUAAGAAAUACUCUGUGAUACCACACUCUUCUUUGGGAAUAUCCACCACCCCUCAAAAAACUAUUCCUUCUGCACUUAGCGGUUAUACCUUUUUAAUGGAAAAGCAAACUGAUGCUGCUGUCUACCCGGUUCUAAAUUCUCCUCCCAUGUUUCAGUCUGUGCAAAAUAACCGUACAGAAAGCAGCAGCAAUUACACCCAUCGCAAUCAGGAAAAUAAAUCGCCAAAGAAGAGGCCAGCUACAAACGCUUUAGACAAUCAGACUCAAAAUACUAGCACAGAUAAUAAUGAAGCCUUGCUUGGCGAGCUUGGGACUGAAGUGCAUGAUGCUCAAAAAGAAGCUGAAAAGAAACAUUUCGUUGUUGGUACUCAGAAUGCAGAUAUAGCUUCGAGCAUGUGCUUGAGAAGCUUGGCUGAAAUGCCAUCUCAAACUUCACUGCAACCCGAUACAACUUUUCCUAUUACCGGUUUCAGAAGACAGUAUGGAAUCGGUUCGUCUUGGAACUGCUCGGCAAUGGUUGAAAGUGCAGGAGCUUCAAUAAAUUCUCUUCCAAAGAACAGCAACAGAAGACAAAGCGGUUUCAGUGCAAACAAAGCCCAACCUCCUUACAAUGCUGACGUAAAAAAUUCUAGCCGACCAAAUACUCCUGACUCUACAGGGGAGGUGAGCUCAGAAUCUAAACAAAGUAGAAACUGCGAUAGUCCGAAGCCUUUCUCUCUGUCUAGGCGACUGUCGCUGUCAAGUAAUGCCAGCAGCAGGCGUGCCCCCACUGAUCUUCAAAUAUAGUGUGAGCUAACCUGCGAAUUGCACUAGUCAAUGCUGGGAUAAUUACUGAAUGUUGCGACAUAAGCAAGACCUAUGUAUAAGGGUAGCUAAAUCAUUCAACUUUAACCAGCUCUUUCACCUAGAUAGAAAAGUUGUGUAGCCCUUUGAAUAUUAGCUAAGUAACUUUUAAACAGU